Molecule: messenger RNA, 2515 nt
Organism: Anoplophora glabripennis (Asian longhorned beetle)
Lineage: Eukaryota; Metazoa; Arthropoda; Insecta; Coleoptera; Cerambycidae
Gene: Usp5
Product: ubiquitin carboxyl-terminal hydrolase 5
Exons: 10
Coding region: 69-2453 (794 amino acids)
Biological process (GO): protein deubiquitination
Molecular function (GO): protein binding; cysteine-type deubiquitinase activity; zinc ion binding
Source: RefSeq, a predicted model, not a curated record
UGUUUGUAGUGGAGUGAAUAGUCAUCUCUACCUGUUUUAAAAGACGUAAUUAAAAUAUUAAAUAUAUAAUGGAAAUACUGGCACAACAUCUAAAAAGCAUUAAAAUUCCAAGUUCUUUAGACAAGGUAUAUAAAGAUGAGUGUGUAUUUUCCUUCGAUAAUCCUGAAACUGAUACCGGCUUAUACGUUAGUUUGUCCAGCUUUAUUGGUUUAGGACGAGAUCAUCUUGAAAGAUAUUUUAGGAAGACAGGUCAAGCCGUAUAUUUGCACCUUAGGAGAGAAAAACAUGAGGUUUCAUCUCCACAACAGGGUGAUGGUCCAGAAAAGAAAAUUACUCGUCUAGCUAUAGGAGUUGAGGGCGGAUUUGAUCCUGACUCAGGAAAAAAGCGAUUUGAAUAUGAAGAUAUUUACAGUAUUGUCAUUCUACCUGACUUCACAUCUAUUAAUUGGCCAAAUGAAAAUUUACCCGAAAUAGUUAAAGCAUCGGUACAGGGUACAAUAGACUUGCCUUCUGCUAGUAAAUUGGCAGAACUUGAAGCUCUCAGUGGUACUUGGGAUGGAGAGACUCGUAUAGUGUCCAAACACGCGCACAAUUUGGUACAGUUAAAUAAUGGAAAGAAGAUACCACCCACAGGUUGGAAGUGUGAAAAAUGUGAUAAAACUGACAAUCUGUGGUUAAAUCUUACCGAUGGAACUAUUCUUUGUGGAAGGAAGUUUUAUGAUGGGACGGGAGGUAAUAAUCAUGCUAUCGAACAUUAUAGUACAACAAGCUAUCCCCUUGCGGUUAAAUUGGGAACGAUCACAAAGGAAGGAAAGGGUGAUGUGUUCAGUUACAGUGAAGACGACAUGGUCGAGGAUCCUAAUCUAAUACAACACUUAGCUCACUGGGGGAUAAACAUUGCAAAUAUGGAAAAAACGGAAAAAUCUAUGGUGGAACUGGAGCUAGAAUUAAAUCAAAAGACAAAUGAAUGGGCUGCCUUACAAGAGAGCACUGGAUCUUUGAAACCUAUAUACGGUCCCGGAUAUACCGGAAUGACCAAUAUGGGAAACUCGUGUUAUCUUAAUAGCGUAAUGCAAACGCUAUUUAAAAUACCAGAUUUUAUUCACAAGUACUUUGAUGGUGCUGAAUCUAUUUUUUCUAAUGCUACGGGAGAUCCAGCAGAGGAUUUUAAUAUUCAAAUGGCUAAAUUGGGUUACGGCCUUUUGUCCGGGAAGUAUUCAGUUCCUCCUCCUCCAGGUUCUCCAGUGGAUGCAGAUCCUCCAGGAAUUUGCCCUCGAAUGUUCAAGACCUUGAUCGGUAAAGGUCAUCCAGAGUUUUCGACAAAGAAACAACAAGACGUCCACGAGUUUUUACUUCACCUUUUAACUUUGUUAGAACGCAAUUCGAAGAACCAUGAAAACCCAGGUGAAUGCUUCAAAUUUCAAGUAGAAGAAAGGUUUCAGUGCAGUACCAGUAAGAAAGUAAAAUAUCUCACUCGGUCAGAAGUUAUUUUACCUCUUUCGAUACCUCUCGAUGCAGCUGUAAAUAAGGACGAAGUAGCUGCAUAUGAAGCGAGGAAAACCGAAGCUGAAAGUCUCGGAAAACAUUUGGCACCCGAUUCGGUUGUACGGCCAAGAAUAAAAUUUUUCUCUUGCUUGGAAUCCUUCACACAGUCCGAAGUGAUAAAUAACUUUUAUAGUACAGCGGUUGGUAACAACGUAACGGCUCGAAAAACUACCAGAUUGGCUUCAUUCCCUGAUUAUUUAAUAAUACAAUUAAAAAAAUUCACCUUGCGGGAGGAUUGGGUGCCAAUUAAAUUAGACGUUUCGAUAGAAAUGCCCGACAUAUUGGAUAUUUCUCCGCUACGUGGUGCUGGGCCACAGCCAGAAGAGGAGCUCUUACCAGAACCUGAAGUUCAACCACCAGCGCCUGUCAUGGACCAGAAUGUUCUUUCACAGUUAGCUGAUAUGGGAUUUCCACCAGAAGCCUGUAAGAGAGCCGUAUUCCAUACUGGGAAUUCGGGCUUGGAGGCCGCCACGGCGUGGAUAAUGGAACACAUUGCAGAUUCGGACUUUACCGAUCCAUUCGUAAUACCAGGUACCCAGAUUACGCAGUUUACACCGAAUCAAGAUUCGUUGGCUAUGAUCGUGUCGAUGGGUUUCACUCCAGAACAAGCAACGAAAGCUCUUAAGGCCACCGAUAACAAUGUCGAGAGAGCAAUGGACUGGAUCUUCUCCCACCAAGAGGAAUUGGAUAACAUUACCUCACCACCCCCGCCUUUGUUCAGAGACGGAGAAGGGAAAUACAAACUAAUUGGGUUCAUUUCUCAUAUGGGAACCUCAACCAUGGUGGGCCAUUAUGUUGCCCAUUUGUUGAAGAAUGACCAGUGGGUUAUAUUCAAUGACAAUAAAGUUGCCCUCUCUGAGCAUCCGCCAAAAGAUUUAGGCUAUGUGUACGUUUAUGAAAGAAUUUAAGUUUAAUUUUUAUUGUAAUUUUAUAUUAAUAAAAUGAAUUUAAUACAGUUUUUUAGUGAUCA